CCUCGCUCCAGACGAACAACCACAACCAAGAUGGGCAAGAAAGGAAAGAAGGGCUCCAAAGGCAAGAACCGCCAAGGAGGCGGAAAGCAGCAGCAACAGCAGCAGCAGCAAAAACAGCAGCAAGACAAGCAACAGCAAGACAAGCAACAGCAAGACAAGCAGAAGCAGGAGCAGCAGAAGCAGGAGGAGGAGACGCAGCAAGCAGUCGAGCCCACACAGGCCGGCUCUGCAGAGCAACCAGCUGUCCAGCAGGACACCCGAGAGCAGGGCGAUCGUGCAGAGGACACGAAGCCCGUGGACGACGUUGCGGCGGCGCGACAGAGCGCCCUCGCCAUGCCCGUUGAAGACAGUGACGAUGACGACGACGACGGCGAUGAGGCCCAAGCGGACGAGCGCUCUGAUGCAGACGAUGCAGACGAUGCACUGCUGUCAGCAACACCACAGAGGCGCGUCGGGGAUGCUGCGCCGAGUGAGCCGGUCGAAGAAGGGCAGGACAAGAACGCCAACGAGCAGGCAGAAGCAGGCGAUACAAGGCGCGAUGAAGUGGCUGUCACAACCGCCGUGGACAGUGACCAGGAUGACAACGACACUGGCGAUAGCGACGCCACUGCCCCUGCCACCACUUCCUCCAAGGAGCAAGUGGAAGGCGCUGAAGCGAAGAAGGAAGACGAGGAGCAGAAGGUGGCGAAGGAAGACAUGCAGGCCGAGUCUGCUAACCUGACAAGCAUCCCACCAGCUCAGCUUGCCCGCUUUGUGUUUGUGAACGCAGACAAUGAUGGCAAUGGCUGGCUCUCGCGAAAUGAGCUGAAGAAGUUCCUUGCGGCAAGCAAGCACUUCAAAACAUAUGUCCUGGAUCGCGGCGAGGGCAAAUGGAAGGGCGUAUUUGAGCGGCUUGACAUGGACGGUGAUGGUCGCAUUGAGGAGGACGAGUUGACCUCCUAUUUCACCGAGCUCGGCCCUCUCCGCACAGACGCGCCAGAGGACUUUGAGAUUCCAGAGCCUGAGCCUUCAGCGAAAUCGGCAGCAGAUGACGUUGUGGAUGAGGAGACGGAGAAAGCCGAGGCUGAGCGCAAGGCAAAGGAGGAGGCAGAGAAGGCCGAGGCUGAGCGCAAGGCAAAGGAGGAAGCAGAGAAGGCUGAGGCUGAGCGCAAGGCAAAGGAGGAGGCAGAGAAGGCCGAGGCUGAGCGCAAGGCAAAGGAGGAGGCAGAGAAGGCUGAGGCUGAGCGCAAGGCAAAGGAGGAAGCAGAGAAGGCUGAGGCUGAGCGCAAGGCAAAGGAGGAAGCAGAGAAGGCCGAGGCUGAGCGCAAGGCAAAGGAGGAGGCAGAGAAGGCCGAGGCUGAGCGCAAGGCAAAGGAGGAAGCAGAGAGGAGAGCAGCCGCUGCCGCACUGUCACCGUCUCAUCAGACGCCGUCGUCCAGCCCGCGCCGUCCCGUCUCCUCCAGCGCUUCAGCAUCCACGCCAACAUCGCCGCGCCCAGCUGUUGUGCACGAGGCUCCAUUUGCGACGCAGACGACGGAGAAGGAGCCCCUGCUCAUGUCACCACAGCCCAAGUCACGCCGGUCUCCAGCAACGGAACAGUCAUCGUCCAUGUGCGGCUGCUGCUCGCUCCUCUGAAGCAACACCACUUACGCCUGUUGUUGCGUUGUUCGUUCUUUUCGUUCUUUUGGCGUUUUCAUCCCUUGGGUUUGGGUUUCUUACAUACUGGCUCAUUGGUUCGCGUGCCGUCGUGACAUCACAUCUUACUACUCUUCGCCUUCCCUUGCUUGUUUUCUUCUUCCUAGCGGAUAGCACUCCUCCCCCCUUUCCAUUUCACCACAACGAACACACGCACAUGCACUCACAGUGGCGUUUUCCCUUUUAGCUGACUGUCCGGCUUCUUUGGCGUCGUUACACACACACACACACACACACACACACACACACACACACACACACACGCACACACACACACGCACGCACGCACAGAGCAGGAGCUUCUUAGAUUGAGUUGAGUGUUGAGUUGGGCGCCGUUUGUUGCUUGCUGGCGUGAGUGUCGGUGCUGCAGCGUUGCCCUCACUGUUUACUGUGGAUCAUUAAAACAGACAGGCGCUCACGAAAACCAGGCACGGGAGCAUACAACGAC
Messenger RNA from Salpingoeca rosetta, 2122 nucleotides. RefSeq lists its product as uncharacterized. Gene Ontology annotation, molecular function: calcium ion binding. NCBI's taxonomy places the organism in Eukaryota, Choanoflagellata, Craspedida, Salpingoecidae. Bases 31 to 1614 code for a protein of 527 amino acids. The record is from RefSeq and is a predicted model, not a curated record. The transcript is spliced from 8 exons.